Paramormyrops kingsleyae is the source of this 2129-nucleotide messenger RNA. RefSeq names its product sprouty-related, EVH1 domain-containing protein 2-like. NCBI's taxonomy places the organism in Eukaryota, Metazoa, Chordata, Actinopteri, Osteoglossiformes, Mormyridae. Gene Ontology annotation, biological process: multicellular organism development; negative regulation of MAPK cascade. Gene Ontology annotation, cellular component: membrane. The record is from RefSeq and is a predicted model, not a curated record. Gene Ontology annotation, molecular function: protein kinase binding.
UCCCUCCCUCCUCCUCAGCGCUGGCCGCUGCCUACAGAAUCCAACAUGGAGUAACUGGAGAUGGGGCUCGUACGGGGCCACCUUCCGCGACAUCAGCGCAAAGCCAAAGCCGGCGGAUCUCGGUAAUAAUAAUAACAACAAUAAUAAUAAUUAUCGUAAUAAUAAUUACAGGCGGAGAAGCGAAGAAAAGGAGGGGGGAGGUCGGAAGACGUUAACCUGGGAGGGAGGGUGGGGGCUGGAUAUGCGCAUUCGGUGGUAUUGCGCGUCCGUGAUCAAUUACCCGCAAGCGAGAAGAAGUAAAGGUACCGAGGCGAAGAGGAGCGAAGAGCAAAGCAGUCGCGGAUAAAAGCGGAUACUCUGUGAUAUGAAGGUGGUUUGCAGUGAAGACGGCAAGGAAAAUGAAGAGCACGGAGCGUAUGCUCACUGUGGGAAACUGCUGUAGGUGAAACGGAAAAAAAAAAUGACCGAAGAAACACACCCAGACGAUGACACCUACAUUGUGCGCGUCAAAGGGGUGGUAAUGACCCGCGACGACUCUAGUGGUGGUUGGUUGGCCCAGGAGGGAGGCGGUCUCAGCCGGGUGGGGGUCUACAAGGUGCUGCCUGCCGAGCUGCCCGGACAGAGUGACUUCCUCAUCCGAGGAGAGCGGCUGAAAGACAAGCAGGUGAUCCUGGAAUGCAUUCUGAAGAAAGACCUCGUCUACAUCAAGGCCACGCCCACGUUUCACCAUUGGAAGGUGAACAACAGGAAAUUCGGCCUGACAUUCCAGAGCCCAGCCGACGCCCGGGCCUUCGACCGGGGAGUGAGGAAGGCCAUGGAGGACCUGGCAGAUGGAUCCACUACUUCCUCCUCCACACUCCAUAAUGAAGCAGACCUGGGCGACGACGAUGUCUUCACGAACGCCACAGACAGCUCGUCCAACUCCUCCCAGCGCAAGGAGAGCUACACGCAGCCGCUGACGUCGUCCUACAGCUGCGAGCCGGGCCGGCACCGCUGCCUCCUGGGCCACCUGCACGAGCAGCACCGUCCCUCGGAUCAGUACUUCCCCGAUCAGCCCCUCCCGAGGUUCCCCCGGCGCGUCUGGAUCCGGGACGACGACGACGAGGAAAUCGUUCGCAUCAACCCGCGGGAACGGCGCUGGCUGGCAACGGGCUACGAGGAUUACCGGCACACGGCCCUCCCGCGGGACCGGCUCGGGCGAGCCGACGGCGGCGGCGGCGACGCCUAUGUGCACUUCGACAAGGCCGACGGCCACAAGCACGACUACAGCUACCCCUAUGCCCCCGGACCAGGCCGCAAGGGCGACGGGCACGCUGUGGUGGUGGGCACCCAGCCGUGCGCCAAGGCCGACGGCGAGCUGCUGCGCUGCGUGUACUGCCGCGAGGCCUUCGAGCGCGGGGAGAACCGGCGCGGACACUGCCCAGACGCCCCGGACCCCGUGCGGGCCUGCAUCCGCCGGGCCAGCUGCCUAUGGUGCGCUGACAGCCUCCUGUACCACUGCCUGUCAGACCCUGAGGGUGACUAUUCGGACCCGUGCUCCUGCGAGCCCGGCGACGAGCGCUUCUGCCUGCGCUGGAUGGCGCUGGCCGGCCUCUCGCUGCUGGUGCCCUGCAUGUGCUGCUACGUGCCGCUGCGGGCGUGUCAUCGAGCCGCCGUCGCAUGCCACUGCUGCGGUGGAAAGCACAAGGCCGUCAGGUGAGCCGGCCACGGCGGGGGGGCAGCCCUCUGACUUUGACAGACCGACUUCCAGUGGGGGUCGAGUGGCUUGAAAUUUAUUCUUAUUAUUCUUAUUAUUUUAUUAUUAUUAUUAUUAUUAUUAUUGUUUAUUAUUAUAUAUUUUUUACACUUUGGUCCCGCACGGCCUCUCCAGCCUCGUGUGCCUGCAGUCACGCUUUACACGGGUGUAUCUGGUAGCUGUCCACAUGCAGGGUCUGGGAAUCCCCGCGGUUCUUGCCGGCGUCCCGGUUUUCAACCCGGUUCCUGUUUCCGAGGCCCCCCCCACCCCACGGCUUUGCCAAAGGAAGAUUAAGCUGGAUCCGUCUUGCCAGCAGAGGCACUUAAGUCAACUGGCAAAUUCUCCUCUGCUCUUUAAACAAAAAAAAAAUAAAUACAUUUAAAAUUCCACCCAA